AUGGGAAGUUCAUGCAUUUCUAAUUAAAAAGACACUACUUUUGAAGAUUUAUAUUUCCCUUAGGUAAGCACACAAUAUAUGGGCAUUUAAAAUAUCAACUAGACGAUUAUAGGUGACUUCCAGCAAGUGAAAUUGCUUAAGGAAUCCUUGGAAGAAGGAAUCCAAAUUUCUAAUAUUCAAACCAUUGUAAUUACUCCAAGUUGUGAGUAGGAAGGGGCGAAACUUGUUAGUCAAUUAGUGAAACUGGGAAACCAUUUUUCAAUAAUCUCUAAAAGAGUACCUGAAAUUCCUCCUGUAAGCGAAAGGUCAAUUUCUAAGAAGGGCAUUUUAAAAAAUAAAUAGGACAUAAAUGUUACUUAAUCUGCAGAUGGAGGUUAUCUCUUUCCAGUUCCGAAAAGAAAAAAUGGAAAAAAUAUCAAAUUCUAAGGAUGA
Molecule: messenger RNA, 432 nt
Organism: Paramecium tetraurelia
Lineage: Eukaryota; Ciliophora; Oligohymenophorea; Peniculida; Parameciidae
Exons: 1
Source: RefSeq, a predicted model, not a curated record